ACUCAACUACCGGAUCAUGACGGACCGCUACAACAUCCACAGCCAACUUGAACACCUCCAGUCCAAGUACAUUGGGACCGGUCACGCUGACACCAGCAGAUGGGAAUGGCUGGUCAACCAGCACCGUGACUCCUAUUGUUCAUACAUGGGCCACUUUGAUCUGCUAAACUAUUUCUCCGUCGCUGAAAACGAGAGCAAGGCUCGCGUGCGUUUCAAUUUAAUGGAGAAGAUGCUGCAGCCAUGUGGCCCCCCUGCAGACAAGCCUGAUGAUGCUUAGAUUGUACAGCAGCAAAGGGCCACAGAGACUGGAUAGAGGCGUCUGCGGUUGACGCUUAUCCUAGACACCAAACUUAACAUGGUGGCUUACAGGACUUUUGAGGCCGGAGCUGCUUGCGAGGAGAUUUUACGAUUGAGUCUGGCUUCAGUUUUGUAUCUAUUGUUUCAUAUUGAUUGAUUUGUAUUACCAUUGACAUGCAAAAUUGGGCCUGGUAACUUGCAUAAAGAAAUUCAAAUACAUUUUCAAAAUAUGCUUUUUAUGACAGUUACAUUCAGUUUUAACAAGGUAUUAUCAAUAAAUGUUAUUUUGUGUCUUGAA
This is a messenger RNA of Hypomesus transpacificus, 595 nucleotides long. It is a transcript of the gene sf3b5, whose product is annotated as splicing factor 3b, subunit 5. Bases 17 to 277 code for a protein of 86 amino acids. NCBI's taxonomy places the organism in Eukaryota, Metazoa, Chordata, Actinopteri, Osmeriformes, Osmeridae. The record is from RefSeq and is a predicted model, not a curated record. The transcript has a single exon. Gene Ontology annotation, biological process: mRNA splicing, via spliceosome. Gene Ontology annotation, cellular component: U2 snRNP; precatalytic spliceosome.